UUUUGUUUGUUCGUCCCACCAAAUUUAUGAUUUGUGUGAUUGCCCGACCAAGAAGAAGACAGAUUCUCAGAUUUAACCACUUUUAUUUAUCGUCACUUGUUGACCAGGAUUCGUUGAUCCUCGCCGCUGGAUGCACGUCGUUGCUCCCUCGUCGUCCUUCCGUCGUACGCCUGCGUCGCUGCCGACGGGGAUCCGUACCGGCUCGCCUGGGGCUUAGGAUGUUAUGGGGCAGGGUGUAUCGUCCACGAGUUAAGCUAGCGCUCCCCUCCGAACCACCGUUGCGACCACUGACUCCACUGUCCCUUUCUGACUACGCUAGGUCCUCGCCGAAGGAUAACCUGCGGGCUCGACCGGGGCUUAGGAUGUUAUGGGGCAGGGUGUAUCGUCCACGAGUUAAGCUAGCGCUUCCCUCCGAACCACCGUUGCGACCACUGACUCCACUGUCCCUUUCUGACCACGCUAGGUCCUUGUGUUCGCUCGUCCUUCGCUGAUCUUCACGUGCGGCGAUCCACUCUGGAUGCCCGCUUGACGCACUUGUGUUCCCGUCGUUUCACUGUCACUCGGUAUCGACUCUUCGCGUACUUCUUCGCUUUCCGUAUGGCUGUAAGGCUCUCGCGUACUUCUUCUUGACUGUCCCGAGCUGCGCCGGCGCCGUCCCUUAUAU
Drosophila santomea is the source of this 664-nucleotide messenger RNA. RefSeq lists its product as uncharacterized. The transcript is spliced from 2 exons. Bases 27 to 491 code for a protein of 154 amino acids. Lineage: Eukaryota; Metazoa; Arthropoda; Insecta; Diptera; Drosophilidae. The record is from RefSeq and is a predicted model, not a curated record.